AUGCAGGCAGCCCCGCAGCGAGUACUCGCACACCUGCGCACAACGCUUCACACCGCCCUCGCCCGGCCAGCGCUGCCCUCCGCCCUCGUCUCCUCCUCAUCGCCCUCGCCCCGUCUUUUGCACACAACCGCGCCAGCCCACGCCCGCGCCAAGCCGCGCGCCGCGUCCGGCAAACCCAAGCGCGACGUCACGCUGUACGGAAGGUCGGAGAUCCACCGGGCGCCGUUGUCGAGGGAUCAGUGGCCCAAGCGGGAGGAGACGGACACGAGCAACCACCCGCUGUGGAGGUUCUUCCAUGACCAGGUGGCGCUCGAGGUGCCGGACAAGGCCAAGGACAUGUCUGGCCGCGCAUGGAAGACCGAGGAGCUGCGCAUCAAGUCCUUCGAGGAUCUGCACAAGCUGUGGUACAUCCUCCUGCGCGAACGGAACGUCCUCUUGACGCAGAAGGAGGAGGCGCGUCGGGUCCGUAUCGACUUGAGGGGCUUCUCGAUGGUGCACGAGAACCUGCACAAGUGCCGCAAGUCGAUGGCGCGCAUCAAGGGUGUCCUCGCCGAACGCCGCAACGCCGCUCUGCAAGCCGCCCAAAUCCUCCGGGAGCGCGAAGACUCCGUGCGGAACGCAGAACUGGAGGAGCAGCGCGCGCGGUCCGAGGCGGGUCGGAAGCGGCAGAGGGAGAAGGCGCAGUCGAAGGUUGGCGCGCUCCUGGAGAGGAGGAGGCAGAACAAGGGUCGGAGGGCGAGGGCUAGGGCGGCGGCCGCGGCGGAGGGAGCGGCGACGGCACAGGAGGGGAAGCCUGCGACGCAGAUCUUCGAGCCGGGCACGGGUGGGUUGACGGAGUCGCUCGCCGAGGAGCAGGCACGGGUGCGGUAG
Molecule: messenger RNA, 870 nt
Organism: Rhodotorula toruloides NP11
Lineage: Eukaryota; Fungi; Basidiomycota; Microbotryomycetes; Sporidiobolales; Sporidiobolaceae
Product: mitochondrial large subunit ribosomal protein L4
Exons: 3
Coding region: 1-870 (289 amino acids)
Biological process (GO): mitochondrial translation
Cellular component (GO): mitochondrial large ribosomal subunit; mitochondrial ribosome
Molecular function (GO): structural constituent of ribosome
Source: RefSeq, a predicted model, not a curated record